This is a messenger RNA of Suillus clintonianus, 1614 nucleotides long. RefSeq lists its product as uncharacterized. The coding region runs from base 1 to 1614 and encodes 537 amino acids. The record is from RefSeq and is a predicted model, not a curated record. The transcript is spliced from 7 exons. NCBI's taxonomy places the organism in Eukaryota, Fungi, Basidiomycota, Agaricomycetes, Boletales, Suillaceae.
AUGGCACUGGUUUGCAGACAUGAUCGUGUCCUAUGGAUUGCAAACCUGACAUCUGCGGGCAAAAAGCAACAUUAUGCACUUGCUCUCUUGGACUGGUUGUUCAAACACAUCCCCACUCAGAUGACAAUCGGGCUUUUGUACGACAUCGGAUGCCAGCUCGAACGGAGCUGUCGCAAGUGGAACUUCAUGGACGAUUCCAUUCUAUCUCGCAUCACAUUUGCUGUAGCUGUGUUCCAUGCCUAUGGUCACCAGUGGGCGUGUCAGAUUGUUUACCACCCCAGGAAGCGUGAGGGAUUCGGCUUGUCUGAUGGCAAGGGAUGCGAGCGGUUAUGGAGUUUCCUCAAGCCUCUCAUCCCUUCCUUGCGUGUUUCAGGGUUUAAUCAGCGACUUUUUGUCCUCAAUACUCAAAUUCACCACUCAAAAUUGUUGCAAGGAUUCGGACACUGGCUCCAUCGGCGUUGGAUCCACUGUCAAUCGAAGAAGAAUGAUGCGCUGGACCGUUUGCACGCCUUGGAGUUGGACGAGAAUGCCCUCCGUGUAGAGUGGAAGGCCCAGGUUGAUCACCAGAUGCGACCCACACCACGACAAUCUAGGAACAAGGCAGCGGAGGUUAUCACUAUCAUCCUAGCACUAGAGAAGACACUACAAACUCAGGAGGCCUCCAUACACGAACUCGAGAUGCAACUCCAUGGUGUCCGUGUCCCUAACAUUGGGGAAGUCACGGCACUUGGAAUGGAGGACAAGGUCAACCUGGAGAAGAUGAAGAAGGAUACUUACCUUACAGUUCGCUUGAAUGCGCUCGCAAUCAAGACUCGCAUCCAUGAUCGCCUUCGUCAACGAAAAAUUGAACUUGAGAGACUUGAGAGAUCGUACAGAGCCACGGUCAAUGCUGAGCGUAAGCUUCAUCGGCGAGCACCCCGUUCUGCUGUUCCACCUCAUAUCAUCCCGCGCAAUGGCAUCUUCCAGCUCGACAUUGAUGACGACAUCUGGCAAGACGUUGGGCUGGAUGACGACACUUUGAACCCUCCAGCGUGGCUAUCGAAUGACAUGGUCAGGAAUGGUAUCCGGUUGCAACUUGAAGUAGACCGGUGCAAUGAGGAGGAGGCUCAACUGACGUGGGAGAGGGCCGUCAUUCAAGAAUGGAUGUUAGCAGAGUGGGACAGUACGCAAACUGCCUUGCAUAAAGCAGUCGCAGAUCCAGUGAUGUUUUUCCACCUUCGAUCUCGCACAGAUGAACUUCUUGACAUCUGCGUCAUCUGGAAGAAAAAGGUUCAAAACAUUCCGUGCGCGUGGCCUAUGAUUGCGAGUUGGGGACCCUCUGACGAAGCUUUGGUUCAAGCCGCUUAUAAUCAGGCGCAAUCGUCGUUUCGGGGUGAGGAUGAUGACGAGAGUCUGGAAGGAGACGGAGAGGAUGAUUGUGAGAGUGACCUUGAGUAUGGCGAAAUUGAAGAUGAGGAAUUGAUGGACGCUAUCGAGGAGAUUGCAUUAGCGGAUGAAUAUAGGUAUGGUCAGAAUGCGGAGUUCACGGAUGACUUAGAUGACUUGGAUGACAUUGUGGAUGACUUCAUGCCUUCUUCCCCUAUAAAAUCAUUACACAAGUGGUGCAACAUUUAG